Messenger RNA from Suillus subaureus, 408 nucleotides. RefSeq names its product mitochondrial ATP synthase g subunit-domain-containing protein. Gene Ontology annotation, biological process: proton motive force-driven ATP synthesis. Lineage: Eukaryota; Fungi; Basidiomycota; Agaricomycetes; Boletales; Suillaceae. Gene Ontology annotation, molecular function: proton transmembrane transporter activity. The annotation marks the transcript as partial. The record is from RefSeq and is a predicted model, not a curated record. The transcript is spliced from 3 exons.
AGCUCAAACGCGGAGACAGCACAGAAGAAAACCCAAGACGCGUUCGGGUCCGCCCAAAAGACAGCGGAAAAGCUUUGGGAGAGCUCAAAAAAGUUGCUUGGUCCUCUCGGCGAGCGCGCUGGAAGCAUGCUCGGAUCAUACCGUCAACCUGUGAUGUACAACUUGUCUGUUGCACGCGAAUUGUUGAAGCAGGUUUACGUGGCGGAGCGUUUGCAACCUCCCACUGAUUUUGCAGUGGUGAGAAGCGCAUACUCGACAUUAUGGAGCCGUGCUAGUAGCCAGGCAUAUUGGCGAGGGAUACUCAGUUCCGGGGAGUGGGCCAAGGUUGCCAUAUACGCCGUGGAGGCAUACGGCAUCUUCAAGAUUGGAGAGAUUGUCGGACGUAGAAGCGUUGUCGGAUACAACCUU